This is a messenger RNA of Symphalangus syndactylus (siamang), 6845 nucleotides long. It is a transcript of the gene NYAP2, whose product is annotated as neuronal tyrosine-phosphorylated phosphoinositide-3-kinase adaptor 2. Gene Ontology annotation, biological process: neuron projection morphogenesis; phosphatidylinositol 3-kinase/protein kinase B signal transduction. Lineage: Eukaryota; Metazoa; Chordata; Mammalia; Primates; Hylobatidae. The record is from RefSeq and is a predicted model, not a curated record.
UUAAAUAUGGAGAGAUGGUUAUAGACUGCCAUAGUUUCCUGUUGAGGGCUAUUUUUUAUAUUCUUCAAGCUAUUGGAGGAUAUCUUUAACUAAAGAUGGCCUUUGUAAUAUGUUUCCAAAAAACCCAUAAGAAAAAGAAAUUAUUAUGGAGUAAGGCUAUGAGUCAGGGGACUUUUUGAACUACUAAAAAUGCAAUGUCUCCUAGAGAAUGUGUCUAAUAUAACAAAUGAAACUGCUAGAAUAGAGCCUGAGCAUGCUAAUAAAAUUGCUCCAAGGCUUCUAACUUUGAGGUAGCCUAAAGAAAAUGUCUUCGUUAUACAUGUAUGGGUUACCUUAAAAUUAAUUUUAAUCAUGAAUUGAUAAAAGAAAAAUCAAGUCCCCCCUCAAAAUGAAUCUCUGCUUGAAACAUAUGCCUCUAGUUAAAAGUUAUUCUCGAUAAUGCUCAUAUUUGGAAAUACACAAUGGAAUAUUCAUGUCCAUACUGGAAUGUGAAUAUAGCCAGCCUGCUAGGAAGCAGAAAAAAAGACCACUUAAAAAAGAAAAGAAAAAGAAAAGCAAUUUCAAUAAGAUGUACAAGGAAGAUGUUUUAAAAGAUAAAAAAGACAAGUAUUUAAAAUCUAUUAUUUUAAUUAGUAAAUUGCAUUUUCAUCUCUGAUUUGGGGCUAAGUAUACCACUCAGCAUAUCCUGAUGUUUGAAUAAAAAAUGAAGUGGUUCAGCAAAGAAUGAAGAGGGCCAUUACCAAGGAGACUUCUUAAUUUUCGAUUAGGUUGAUGUUUAUAUGUAUUGCAUAGGUAUUUUGUUUCCAUAUUAAAUUUUUCAUUAAGCAUAUAUUGGGCAUCUAUUGUAUGUCAGUCAUUGCUCUAAGUGCUUGGGAUAAGAUGGUGAACAGAAUACCAAAACAUGCUUGUCCUCAUCGGAGUUACAAUCUGGUAGGGGGUUGGGAGGUGGAGAAGGCAGACAAAAAAGAAACAAGCAAAGAUAGAGUAAGUGCAAAUGUAACAAAUUCUGUGAAAAAAAAAAAAAAAAAAAAAAAAAAACUAAACUAGAGAGUUAGGGGUCAGGAGCAUGGGGAGAGUGCAAUUUAAAAUAAGCUCAGGGAAAGACUCACUGAGGAUGUGACAUUUGAGCAAAGACCUGGAGUGAUAAGUGAGGAGAGAAGCCAUGCAGAUCUCAAGAGAAACAGAUUUCUAAGGAAGAAGGAAUGUGGAGAGAAAAGGUCAUAAUGGGGAACAUUCCUAGCACAUAGAAGGUCCCUGAAGGACAUCACUGUGGCUCGAACAGGGCAGAACAGGUGAGGUGGAGGUUAGAAGAUCAGGCCAGAGGCAACGGAGUCCAAUCUUGUGAGGACAUGGAGGUUACUGUCAGGAAGCUGGCUUAGCUCAGGAUGAAAUUGGGAUGAGGUGGGUCUCAGUAAGGGCAGGGCAGGGAGACCAGUCAGGAGGCUGUAAAAGCAAUAGAGAUGAGGGAAGAUGGUGGCUGGGACCAGAGCAGCAGCCCUGGAGGAGCAUAGGUGGAGAAGUAGGGCGAGGCCACGAAGGGAGUUACGUGGGCAAACAUUUCCGCAUGGGAUUCAUGACAAUGCCUGCUCCUCAGGACAGACUUCCCCAUCCUUGCUCCAGUGGCUUUUCUGUGAGAUCACAGUCACUGCACUCGGUUGGGGGCACAGACGAUGACAGCAGCUGUGGCUCACGGAGACAACCACCACCCAAGCCCAAGAGGGACCCCAGCACCAAGCUGAGCACCUCAUCAGAGACGGUCAGCAGCACUGCAGCCAGUAAGAGCGGGAAACCCCCUGAGAGGACUGAAGUGUCAGCUAAACCAAGACCCCACAGUGAUGAAUAUUCCAAGAAGAUUCCUCCUCCCAAACCGAAGCGAAAUCCGAACACUCAGCUGAGCACAUCUUUCGAUGAAACGUACAUCAAAAAGCACGGGCCCCGGAGGACGUCGCUGCCGCGGGACUCCUCCUUGUGCCAGAUGGGCAGCCCCGCGGGAGACCCUGAGGAAGAGGAGCCCGUGUACAUCGAGAUGGUGGGGAACAUUCUCAGAGACUUCAGGAAGGAGGACGACGACCAGAGCGAGGCCGUCUACGAGGAAAUGAAAUACCCCAUCUUUGACGACUUGGGCCAAGAUGCCAAAUGUGACUUUGACCAUCACAGCUGUUCUUCGCAGUGUGCUACUCCCACGGUGCCUGACUUGGACUUCGCCAAGGCCUCAGUGCCAUGCCCCCCCAAGGGGCUGCUUUGCGACAUCCCCCCACCCUUCCCCAACCUGCUUUCUCACAGGCCCCCGCUGCUGGUAUUCCCCCCUGCCCCCGUGCAUUGCUCCCCCAACUCCGACGAGUCCCCGCUCACUCCUCUGGAGGUCACGAAGCUUCCCGUGCUGGAAAACGUGUCUUACAUGAAACAGCCAGCGGGGGCGUCGCCCUCCGCGCUGCCGUCCCACGUCCCCGGCCAUGCGAAACUGGAGAAAGAGCAGGCCGCGGCCCUGGGACCUGCCUCUGCCACUCCUGCGCUCUCCUCGUCGCCCCCGCCCCCGUCCACGCUGUACCGAACCCAGUCUCCCCAUGGCUACCCUAAAAGUCACUCCACCUCUCCCUCCCCCGUCAGCAUGGGGAGGUCCCUGACUCCCCUGAGCCUCAAAAGGCCUCCCCCUUACGACGCUGUGCAUUCGGGCAGCCUCUCAAGGAGCUCUCCUUCAGUGCCUCACUCGACCCCCAGACCCGUGUCGCAAGAUGGGGCCAAGAUGGUCAACGCCGCGGUGAAUACCUACGGGGCAGCCCCGGGUGGCUCCCGGUCCCGGACACCCACGAGCCCGCUGGAGGAGCUGACUAGCCUCUUCUCCUCCGGCCGCAGCCUGCUGCGUAAGUCGUCCAGUGGCCGGCGCUCCAAAGAGCCUGCAGAGAAAUCAACAGAGGAACUGAAAGUCCGAAGCCACAGCACGGAGCCAUUACCAAAGUUGGACAACAAGGAAAGAGGCCAUCAUGGGGCAUCUUCCUCCAGAGAGCCGGUCAAAGCUCAGGAAUGGGAUGGAACACCAGGGCCACCUGUGGUCACCAGUCGACUGGGAAGAUGCUCUGUGAGCCCCACCUUGUUAGCAGGAAACCACAGUUCAGAGCCUAAAGUAAGCUGCAAAUUAGGCCGGUCUGCGUCGACAUCAGGUGUGCCUCCUCCAUCAGUCACUCCUCUCAGGCAAACCAGUGACCUGCAACAGAGCCAGGUGGCAUGCAUGCAGUGGUUUCAUGGAGACCAUACAAUGCUUGAGAUGAUUGAGAAAAAGCGUUGCUUGUGCAAGGAAAUAAAGGCUAGACAGAAAACGGAAAAGGGCCUUUGCAAACAGGAUAGCAUGCCUAUCUUGCCCAGCUGGAAGAAGAAUGCAGGUGCCAAGAAGUACAGCCCUCCGCCCUAUUCUAAACAGCAAACGGUAUUCUGGGAUACUGCCAUAUGAGUGUGCGCAGGAUGGUGUGAGCUCCACAUUUCUUAAUAUGAAGAGGGAGGUCGACUCGGUCAUAUGAUAAUGAACUGUUACAUAUCUUUUCUGUGGGAGUGGAAUGCCACGGGAAGCUGUGCCUAUUUGUGGCAAGUUCAAGAUAAAAUGCAUAUGUCCUUGCAAUGAAGGCACACUUAUUUAUCCCGGAUUAUUUUGAAUCCAGAAGAUAUUAAAAUGUAAAUAUUUUACUAGUUUAUGGGUGACAUCUGAAAUAAUACACAUUAUACGUAUAUAAAUUACAGAAAUAUCAAGAGUUUACUAUAUGAUAUAAUUUCGGUAUUAACUGGUUUGUUAUCUCUUUUAUAUGUAAUCCCUUGCUGCCUUUUAUUAUUAAUUUUUGCAUUAAAAAAUUUUUUUCCCUUGCCCACAUUUGGUUUCUGUACAAGAGCUCACAAUUAUAAAUCAUGUUCAGUCACAUAAUAUAUGCUCUGGUGCUAGUAACGUAGAAGUUGAAUAUCAUAUUUGUUAAGAGCAUCUGUGCUUUUUAAGUUUCAAGGGUUUGACAGGAAAUGAAUGCAAACGUGAUGCUUAAUUUGGACGUCCAAGUUACAUUGACAGCAAUCUUUUUGCUACACUGGCUUUAUAAGAAUUUCUCUUUAGUAUCCUCUGGCAAUGGUUAGACUAACCAUUAGUCUGACUUAAUAAUAACUAAGCAAUGGUUAGUCGGACUCCAGAGAAAGUUACUAGGAUAUAUUGGACAUCCCAGCAGAAAACAUUUCCUUCAGAAAUGACUUUAGGGACAUGUGUCCUUGCAUCGUUGAUCUGAUUGGAGGAGACCAGGGUUCACUGUGACAAUGGAAGGAACAAGGAAUUAAUAGCUCAAGAGCAUGACUGCUUUCAAGAAAGUGGGACCAGUGGCAUUGUAGCCACCAUAAUCACUAUAUUUAAGUAACUUUUCAUGUGUAUGCUUGUUUCCCCAAGAAAAUGAGAAAUAAACAUUUAACUAGACCAGUUUACAUAUUUUAAUACACUAAAUGCCAAUCUUUCUAAAAGUUUAGAUCCACUAAUAAAAUAUGUAUUUCUUGUUAAUUUUUUCAAACCGGUUAUCACCACAUUUCUGGGUCAUAAUCUUCUGUAUGUGAUCAUCACACCCAUUCUUACUGAUUAUGACACCAUGACCAAAGAAUUAUGACCAUUUUUUAUUUUAUUUUGUUUCAAGAAAGAGACAGGAAAUGCAAGGGAUGAGGGAUGGGGUGGAUUCAAUUUUAUGUGGUGGUGAAAUUUAAGUUAAAAAAUCAUAUAUAUCUUUUAAGAAGAACUUGUUAGUUGAAUAUAAAUAUUGCCACGAAUGAAUAAAAAAGAAACUAUCACAUAUAUUUUGUAUAUUUAAAUUACUAUUUAUGCCUCCUAAAAUUGAUAGUAUGUGGUUCUUUGUUAACAAUCAAUUUAGUAUUAUAUUUCUGAGAGAAAAGGUGUGUUUUUGAAGUUAUUGUUAUAGCAGUUUUUCUUGUAAGGGUAUUGACAGCAAUAGUUCAGUGCUGCUCAAUAAAACCAAAUAUAACAGGAGUUAGAGAAUUUUUGUAAUCUAUAUUGCUACAAACCUAGUAAUGCUUUAUCAGUAAUAGUUUCUUUCAAAAGCCUUUUCAAUGUUAUAACAUGAUUUUCUAAUGUUUUAUAAUUAAUGCGUAUUUUGAUGUCCAAUUCGAAUUCUGAAAGAAUAAAGAAAAAGGUAAGUGGGAGCAGUGUAUGGUUGGUGUGUCUGUGAGCGUGCAUGUGUGUGUAUGUGUGUGAGUGUGUGUGUAAUGAAUGAAUACUCAGUGGGAGAACUGUAUACAUAAAAUGCUUACUGAAGUUUCAGGUUGUGCUUGUAUAAUUGAGGUGGUAGAAAAACAGGAUCACAAAUGCAGGAAAUUACAAAGGGAUCUUAAGUAGCUUAAAUAAAACCCGCCAGCAUGUUUCACCAGCUAUAGAUUAUGUUUCAAACCUAACAGUCUAUGGAGCACAAAUCUAAGGGUGAUGAAAAUGUGUUUAGAUAAAAUCAGAAUGGAAAUAAAAUGUGUUUAUGACCCAAGUUGUUAUCCUGAUUUAAGUUAUUAUGACCACAUAUACUCAAGCCUAUCAGUCAGACACAAGAUACUAAUUCUCAUCAUGUCUAUGAUACGUAUAUAUUCAGGCUCAGUAUGGUGAUGAUUAACCUUCCCUUACAGUUUAUAUUUAGGGAAUAUCUUUCUGUGGGGAGAUGCAAGUGUGUUUUUCAGAUGCGUAUCUAUCUUUCCCAUAUCACUCUGAUUUAGGCAGAAAGUUUAUUUAAUGUUAAGAAGGAAACAAAAGUACUAAAAUGAUCUGUGUUGGAUUAAACCAUUCCCAUUUGUUCUAUCAGACUCAUGCUAGGGCCAGGUUUCAUGCACUCCUUUUUCAAAUGCAUUAUUUUCUGAGGCGGUAACUUGUUUGAAAAUUUGACCUUAGGCAACCAUUUUCAUUUAUUUCCGCAAAUCUCUACUUAAGUGGAAAGUGACUGAAAGAUCUGGAAAAGUGGCUUCACUGAGAUUUGACUCAAAAAUUGUUAUUCUGUGCCUAUACGAUUGUCCAUUGUGGCAAUAAUCAUUCCAUGAUCAAUUUCCUUUUUGUGUAUUGUUUCUCUAAAUGGAGAAAAGGAGAUCAUUAGUAUGUAGAGAAAAAUAAGCUGACUUUCUGGCAGUAAUCAACCGGGAUACUUCAAUAUAUUAAUUUGGUCAGAAUAUAGCCUACAGAUAGCCAGAACACUAUGCCAUGAUAAAGCUCAUAUUUCUAGCAGUGCCAAAGAACAAAUCAUAUCAUGGCAUGGUUAUCAGGUUGAAAGAGCUCAUACUUAUGAAAAAUGGUCCUUUCACAGCAAAUUUCAUAGAAACAGAAUUUUAUUGGUUGUCACAAGAUGCUUUCAUAUGUGAAACACUCCUUAGCAGAGAAGAUAUAAAUUUCUUUAGAAUUGAAGAAAGGAAAAUAUAAAAAUCUGCAUUUAUUUCAAUUGCAGAAGCCAGCAUCCUCUGAGGUAUAAGAGCAGUCUAUUCCAUAAACACCGCCCACAUCUCUCCCAUGUUUAUGCUACUGAAGCAAGCUUGGCGCCAAAUGUGAUGGAUUUGUGUAAAUGAAGGUUAAUACUCAACCAUGUAAAAUAAUUAGAAAAGUAAAACAGAAUGUCCGGAGAUUGAAAUUUGUAGUUUUUAAGUGUUAUAUAUUCAAAUACAUGCCAAUUGUCUGGAGACAACUAGAUACAACUUUACUUUCCAAAGUAGUGACAAAAUUGUCUUUGAAUGCUUCUAGAGAAUAAAAGAAUGUUUUUAUUACUAUAUUUUGUUGGUAGGUCUUGCCUAUACUGGGAAUUUAGUUUGAUUCUUUUGAGCAAAUCUGGUGACUACGUCAAUAAAACUAAAUAAAGCUA